AUGGAGAAAUCGUGUGUCAAAGAAAUUGCAACUCAAAUGGCUUCUGCAGAUGGCGAUCGUUUCAAAGAUCUGAAGGCUUUCGACGAUACAAAAGCUGAUGUGAAAGGUCUUGUCGAUGCAGGUAUUGCUAGGCUUCCCAAAAUCUUUAUUCAGCCAGCUGAAGAGCUCAUUAAUGGGUUAAACAAUUGUCAUCUCGAGGUACAGCUUCCGAUCAUAGAUCUCAGUGAAAUAAGAAGUGAAGAUAACAGCAAAAGCGUACUUGCUCAAAUAAAGCAAGCACGGGAGGAAUGGAGAUUUUUUCAAGUAACCAACCACUGGAUUCCACAGAAUGUGUUGGAUAGAAUGAUAGAAGGAAUUCGCAAGUUUCAUUUGUUGCAUCAAUACUGUUCUCGUGAUCGGUUGAGAACAUGUCAAAAUGAUGAAGAUUGCCCUUCAUGA
Molecule: messenger RNA, 438 nt
Organism: Coffea arabica (coffee)
Lineage: Eukaryota; Viridiplantae; Streptophyta; Magnoliopsida; Gentianales; Rubiaceae
Product: deacetoxyvindoline 4-hydroxylase-like
Source: RefSeq, a predicted model, not a curated record